Pelobates cultripes (western spadefoot toad) is the source of this 309-nucleotide messenger RNA. The record is from the annotation of a GenBank genome assembly. NCBI's taxonomy places the organism in Eukaryota, Metazoa, Chordata, Amphibia, Anura, Pelobatidae.
AUGCUCACCUACCUUGCUCUCUGGUUCCGCAUCUCCCUUCAUGGACAUACCGUGCUGGAGCACGAGCCUCGGUGCAGCCGCUUGUGUUCAUCUGAACAAACUGCUUCCCGAACGCAGCUGUUCAGAAGGAGGAGGUCCAAAGGCGAGUGCGAACCGAAGCAAAGCCUAUUAAAGGGACAGUGGACAGAAGUCUGUGAAGAUAUACUGUGCUCCUGUCAUGCUAACUACCUUCAGUGCCUGUACUGUUUUGCUUCCUGGUAUUACGACUCCUGCUUGCCUCCGACUAUGAUCCUGUGCCGCCAUUCAUGA